AUGACAGAAGAACUUUCUGCUUUGCAUAAGACAUACGCUUGGGACCUUAUAUCUCUUCCUCCAGGAAAACGUGCAAUUGGUUCUUGUUGGGUGUACAAGAUCAAAAUCGACUCACAUGGCACUGCCUUGUUUAUCAAGAGUACCUCUCAUGGUUGUAUCAUACUCUCUUUAUAUGUUCAUUACAUGAUUAUUACUGGAGAUGAUGAUAAUGGGAUUAUAGAGUUGAAAUUAAAAUUAGUUCGACAUUUUGAGAUGAAAGAAUUGGGUACUCUUCGAUAUUUUGUUGGGAUUGAAGUAGCUCAUUCUCCUAGAGGUUAUCUUCUUUCCCAAUCUAAGUAUAUUGGCACCAUUCUUAAACAAGCUCAUCUCUCUGAUACUCAGACAAUUGCUAGUUCUCUUGAGCUUGAUGUUCACUAUACCUCUUCUGAUCGAGUUCAUUUGUCCGAUCCCACUUUGUAUCGUACACUUGUUGGCAGCUUGGUAUAUCUUACCAUCAUUAGAUCUGAUAUUGCUUAUGCAGUACAUGUUGUUAGUCAGUUUGUUGUCUCUCCUACUACAGUUCAUUGGGUAGGUGUUCUUCACAUUCUUCGUUAUCUUCGUUGCACUCAAUUUCAGAGUCUUCUCUUUCCUACUUCUUCUUCCUUGGAAUUAUGUGCAUACUCAGAUGUUGAUUGGGGUGGUGAUUCCACCAAUCAAAAGUCUACCACAGGAUUUUGUUUUUUUUUUCUAGAAGAUUCUCUCAUUUCUUGGAAGAGCAAAACGCAAGUAGUUGUCUCUUGCUCUUCUACUGAAGUUGAGUAUCGUGCCAUGACAUCCACCACUCCAUAA
Messenger RNA from Phalaenopsis equestris, 828 nucleotides. RefSeq lists its product as uncharacterized. The transcript has 2 exons. The record is from RefSeq and is a predicted model, not a curated record. NCBI's taxonomy places the organism in Eukaryota, Viridiplantae, Streptophyta, Magnoliopsida, Asparagales, Orchidaceae. Bases 1 to 828 code for a protein of 275 amino acids.